Messenger RNA from Peromyscus leucopus (white-footed mouse), 779 nucleotides. It is a transcript of the gene Hmga2, whose product is annotated as high mobility group AT-hook 2. The record is from RefSeq and is a predicted model, not a curated record. Gene Ontology annotation, cellular component: nucleus; chromatin. The transcript has 5 exons. Gene Ontology annotation, biological process: regulation of DNA-templated transcription. The coding region runs from base 311 to 640 and encodes 109 amino acids. NCBI's taxonomy places the organism in Eukaryota, Metazoa, Chordata, Mammalia, Rodentia, Cricetidae. Gene Ontology annotation, molecular function: DNA binding; transcription coregulator activity.
CACCGCCCGCAGCGCCUCCUCCUCCUCCUCUUCUCCUCCUCCUCUCCUCCUCCUCCCCUCUCUCUCUUUUUGGCAGCCGCUGGACGUCCGGUGUUGAUGGUGGCAGCGGCGGCAGCCUAAGCAGCAGCAGCCCUCGGCGCGCGCCAGCUCCGCCAGCUCUCGUCGCCCCUGCCUUCUCCAGCCUUCUUCAUUCCCGUUUCCCGCCCCCCCAUCCCCCGAAAGGUGCUGGGCGGAUCCGGGGCGGCGGAGGGCGAGCGGCUGCAAGCGGCGGUAGCGGCGGAGGCAGCGGUAACGGCGGCGGGAGGCAAGGAUGAGCGCACGCGGUGAAGGCGCCGGGCAGCCGUCCACUUCAGCCCAGGGACAACCUGCCGCCCCGGCGCCGCAGAAGCGAGGACGCGGCCGACCCAGGAAGCAGCAGCAAGAGCCAACCUGUGAGCCCUCUCCUAAGAGACCCAGGGGAAGACCGAAAGGCAGCAAAAACAAGAGUCCUUCCAAAGCAGCUCAGAAGAAAGCAGAGGCCAUUGGAGAAAAACGGCCAAGAGGCAGACCUAGGAAAUGGCCACAACAAGUUGUUCAGAAGAAGCCUGCUCAGGAGGAGACCGAAGAGACAUCCUCGCAAGAGUCUGCCGAGGAGGAUUAGGGGGCACCGACAUUUGAUUUCUACCUCAGCAUCAGUUGGAUCUUUCGAAGGGAGAAGACAUCGCAGUGACCACUUACUACUCUCUACUGCCACGGUCUUUCCACUUUCUGCGGGGUGGGGCAGGGGCGGGGCGGGCGAG